Molecule: messenger RNA, 2510 nt
Organism: Monascus purpureus
Lineage: Eukaryota; Fungi; Ascomycota; Eurotiomycetes; Eurotiales; Aspergillaceae
Source: the annotation of a GenBank genome assembly
UCGGAGAUUUAAUUUAUUCCGAGCUGCAGUAGUACGUACAGAGGAUAAUCUCUCCGCUGGGAGCAGACGUCCAUGCAUCCUCGUGCUCUGCCCAUUCCCGCCAGGCCGUAGCGAUCUUCUCGAGAUCCCCAGUACUCGCCAACUGAGCAUCAACAGCCGUCUUGGCCGUCGAUGACACCAGCGUCCCCUUAACCCACGAAUUGCCACCAACCACCUCGUCCCUCUGGCUGAAGCACCACGAACCAAAACUGCACUUGAUAUCGGUGAAACCAGCCUGCUUCGCCAAUACAUGAAGAGCAUUAAUCCGGAAUUUGGUUCGCCCCCGUUAUACUGGGCAAUUUCGAAUAGAGAGAUCGCCAAUACUCCAGUCCAGCCAUAUUCUCAGGGUACCAACAAAAGGCACCAAAGUCGCCCUCACGAGCAGCUACAAUGCAACCCGGUUUGGUGACGCGUUUCAUUUCUUUCGGGAUACCCACCAGGUCGGCAGCGUGCUCUAGAACUGAUGGCAGAAAACGACAGCAAGGCUGCUGUUGGCAAAUACGAGUCCGGUCGCAUCUCCUUCAAUGAAGUCUACGUUCAUGAUGUCUUUCGCGUCAGCCAGGACACGUGCUUGCGCGAGUGCCCCUUUCUGGCACAUUCGAGGCCGGUGAUGUGUCCCUGGGGACGUGGUUUGCGAGAUCAACUGUAAUCGUUCCCGUGCCAUAUCCGAUGUCGAGGAUUUUCAUAUCUAGUUUCAGAUAUUGGAGGAGAUAGCCGGCUGAGUUGACGGCUGUUCGCCAGCCAUGGGCGCGGAGGACUGGUGGAUGGUAGCCAUGGAUGUAGGUGGCAGACUCCUUUUUGCCACUCAUAGUAUCCGCUGGAGAUGACUCCCCAGUGAAAUUUGAUAUUCAUACACUGGAUUGACGAGUCUGUGAUAUUGCGGGUGAGAUGCAAGAAUCAAAAGAGGCCUGUUGACAACUUUUCACCUUUGACACAUUCAUUCCGUGUUCCACUCUCGGCCGGUACGGGGAACCAGUUCGUUAUAUUUCAAUCGCCGAUUCAUUCUCCAACAUGAACCUCAGGCAUAUAAAACUCCAACUCCCCACAAAGGUUUUGAAUUCAAUUCAAGCCCGAUGAUCAUUCUAUCUGAUACCUCACUCAAUUCAUGGAUCCAGUAGGAAGCUCCAGCUGCUCCGAGCCAGCGCGCAAUGUCGAGGAACUGGAACAGGCUCUCCAUCGGAAGAACCAGAAGGGAUUGCGGAGGGUAAUACUUAAUUUUACCCCAUCUUGGGUAGGUGGAACGUUCCAUCGUGACCAUACGGUGCUGACAUUGGCAUUGACAUUGCUGUAGCUCAGUGUUACCAUGGGCACCGGUAUCGUGUCUAUUCUCCUCCACAAUCUUCCGUACAAUGGGAGAUGGCUGUAUUGGAUAUCGGUCGUGAUAUUCUGCUUCAAUAUUCUCCUGUUCGUUGUCUUCCUCCUCAUCUCCUUGGCCCGUUACUCUCUGUUCAAGGGAAUCUGGAAUGCAAUGAUCAGACAUCCCGUGCAAUCUCUGUUCCUUGGUACUUUUCCGAUGGGUUUUGCAACGAUUAUCAACAUGAUAUGUCUUGUUUGUGUUCCUCCUUGGGGCCAAUGGGCAGCUAUCAUGGCCUGGGCAUUCUGGUGGAUUGACGUUGUUUUGGCAUUGGCUACGAAUAUGUACCUGCCUUUCAUGAUUAUGCACAAACACGACCAGUCCCUCUCAAACAUGACUGCGGUCUGGCUUUUGCCUAUUGUUGCCACCAUCGUCGCCGCAGCCUCUGGCGGAAUCGUCGCGUCGGUAUUGGAAAAUAAUCAGCAUGCUCUUUGGACCAUCAUCGUCAGCUACAUUCUCUGGGGAUGCGGUGUGCCCCUGGCCAUGUUCGUUCUGGUGAUGUACUUUCAUCGGCUCACCAUCCACAAGCUCCCUCCUCGAGAACUGAUCGUAUCGGUCUUCCUCCCCCUGGGACCGCUAGGUCAGGGGGCAUUCGGUAUCAUGCAACUCGGUAAAGAGGCAAUGAGAGUCUUCCCACUCACAACCUCUUUGCCAGCACUUGAAGUUCCUUCCGGCGCGGUACUGUACAUUCUCGGGUUUAUCCUUGCGUUGAUUAUGUGGGGUUUUGGACUGGUUUGGCUAUUCUUUGCGCUUUGUUCUAUUACUCGAUCCCGGUUUCCCUUUAACAUGGGAUGGUGGGGAUUUACGUUCCCACUGGGUGUUUACACGGUGGCCACUACGACCAUUGCGCAAGAGCUGCCGUCUCUUUUCUUCAAGGUUCUGGGGACGAUAUUUUCGAUAGCAGUAGUCCUGCUCUGGAUCAUUGUUAGUGGGCGGACGUUAGAGAAGAUCUGGAAGGGCGAGAUGUUCUUCGCACCCUGUCUCAAGGAAUGGGAAAGGGCUGCUGUGCAGAAGGCAUUGAACAGUGAGGAUGGAGCUGGGUGUCAAGUGUAGAGCUGCAUUCUAAAAAGUGAUGCAUAUAAUAUACCGAUUAAUGAUCGAACAGAUCUCAAUACUU